Molecule: messenger RNA, 1259 nt
Organism: Ipomoea triloba (trilobed morning glory)
Lineage: Eukaryota; Viridiplantae; Streptophyta; Magnoliopsida; Solanales; Convolvulaceae
Product: caffeoylshikimate esterase-like
Exons: 1
Coding region: 163-1131 (322 amino acids)
Cellular component (GO): membrane
Molecular function (GO): lipase activity
Source: RefSeq, a predicted model, not a curated record
CAAGUCUGAUGUGCUUUCCAACUAAUCAUGGGUGAAUUAAUAGACUCUAGAAAGCAUAUAUAUAGAACAUAUUUAUUGGGCAGCCUAAGACAGUUGGCUAACCCACUUGCUUCUAAUACCUUGGGCUUGGGGAUCUUCUGGUAUGAGCAGAGAAAGUGAAAAAUGGCACACCCAAUCUUCCAAGCCAAUGAAACCAGCCCUUAUGGAGAUCUGUCCAGGGAAGAGUUCUACAAGAAACACCACAUCAUACACAAAGAAGGCUUCGUGUUGAACGAAAAGGAGAAGAAGAUUUUCACCCAAUCUUGGCAGCACGAUUCGUGUGAUGAGCCGAGAGGAGUUGUUUGCAUGAUUCAUGGCUACACGUCGGAGAGUUCUUGGAUUUUCGAGCUGAAUGCGGUGGCGAUGGCCAAAGCAGGGCUUUUUGUCUUCGCGAUUGACCUGCCAGGGCACGGGUACUCUGAAGGGAGGCGCGGUCAUAUUCCCAGGAUUGAUCCCGUAGUUCACGAUUGCAUUCAGUGCUUCGACUCUGCUCGAGCUGAUCACCCCAAGCUCCCGGCUUUCCUCUACGGGGAAUCACUAGGCGGGGCAAUUGCCAUUCUCAUAUGCCUCGAGCAAAAACAUGCCUGGAAUGGCUUGAUACUGAGUGGACCAAUGUGUGGAGUCUCAAAGAAAUACAAACCCGUAUGGCCACUCGAGGAAUUCCUCCCUCUAGCUGCCUUUUUUGCGCCCAAUUGGAGGAUCAUAUUCACCAAACCUCCUUCCAGGAAAUCGUGCAGGGAGGCAUUGAAGAAAAAAUUGGUCGCAAAGAGUCCUAACCGCUUUGCCAAUGAAAGGCCACCGGCUGCCACUGGUUUAGAGCUUCUCAAGGUCUGCAAAUAUAUACAGAACAACUGUCAUGAGCUGGAAGUUCCUUUGCUAAUUCUUCAAGGUGGAGAUGAUAAGGUGUGUGACCCAAACGCCGUGAAGGCUGUGUUCAAAUCAGCAGGCAGUAAGGACAAGACCUUAAAGAUUUUCGCGGGCAUGUGGCAUCAAUUGAUUGGUGAACCAAAUGAAAGUGUAGAGCUCGUAUUUAACACUACAUUGUCGUGGAUUCAGAUGAGAGCUAACUUGGCAAGAGCCCAAAAGUUAUAACCUAUCAUGGAAAAGAGUAGGUUAUUGACAUUUGUUUCGUGCAUACAAUAAGUAUAGAACAUCAGACCUACUUGUUUUGUACAACAUACAUAUAGCAGCAAACUUAAAUGCUUUAUGCCUUCGUAUAA